UCCUCUCCUUCCUCUACUAAAACCCCUCUCCUCACUUGCUCUUCUUUCUCAACUCAUUUCAUUUCCCAUUCUUCUCAUUUUCUCAUUUUCCCACUCUCACACGAAACAAACACGCACACUCUCCAACUCUCUUUUUAUUCUCUGAUUCUCUCCUCCUCCAACAACAGACCCAGUCAUAUGCUACACUGCUCUCACACUGUCUCACACUCACAAAAGCCUGCUCCUUUUUCAAGCUUCAUACGCAUUCUCUUCUAUUUUCAGUAACAGAGAGAAAGCAAAGCUAGAAUCUUUUUCCUUUGGGUUGUUUUUUGGCUCCAAAACAACACCAAGGCCCCCUCAUCUAAACUCAACAACAAUGGCUGACCCGACUAACUCGGAGACCGAGUCAGGCUUCAACUCACCCUCUUCCCCUUCCCCAUCCUCAUCUGGGUUUUCGCAGUCCUUGCCAAACUCGGCCCAAAACCCAUUACCCGGAAGCUCCGACUCGCCCGACCCGGACCAGAAACGGGCCAAGCGAGCUCGAGAAACCAGCAGCAAGCACCCGGUUUACAGAGGGGUCCGAAUGCGGACAUGGGGCAAAUGGGUAUCCGAAAUCCGCGAGCCCAGGAAGAAGAAUCGGAUCUGGCUCGGCACCUUCUCGACCCCGGAGAUGGCCGCACGUGCCCACGACGUGGCGGCUUUGUGCAUCAAAGGCAACUCGGCGAUCCUCAACUUCCCCGGACUCGCCGGGUCGCUGCCCCGACCCGAAUCGAACUCGCCCCGAGACAUCCAAACCGCGGCUGCCAAAGCCGCUUCCAUGGAGAUCACGCUAAACGCAGCCCCCCCACCGUCACAGUCAUCAUCACCGGCAUUGUCACAGUCGUCGUCGUCAUUAUCAUCAUCAUCAUCGUCAUCCUCAUUGGUGGGUCCCACAACAAGUAGUACAACAAGCGGGGACGCGGGAACGCCAGAGGAGCUGAGUGAGAUAGUUGAGCUGCCGAGUCUGGGGACGAGUUACGAGUCGGCCGAGUCAGGGAACGAGUUCGUGUUUGUGGACUCGGUGGAGGGGUGGCUGUACCCUCCACCGUGGUGGCACAACAGUCAUUUUGAGGAGGAGUAUGGGUAUAAUAGUAUUAUCAAUAAUAUUAGGGAUGAUCAAAUGUUAAUGCCUGAGCCACCAGCAGCUGCAGAGUGCUUUGUUGAUGCCUUAUUGUGGCAACAUUAAUAUCAACUCAACUGUUGCCUCUUCUUGGUUCUCUCUCUCUCUUCUUCAUCCUGUGUGCUUUGCUUCUCUCUCUUUUUUUUCUUUUUUUCUUUUUUUCCUAAGGGAUAUAUACUUUUUCUUGAUCCUUUUAGUACUACGCCAUUGGUGGUUGCAGUGAUUAGUAUUGGGGUAUUAUUUUCUCCACUCCAUUGCCAAAUUGUCAAUGGUCCACAGUCUACAAUCUUACACACUAGCUCUCUCUUUCUCUCUCUUUCUCUCUCUCUCUCUCAGAGUCACUUUCUGUCCCAAAUAUUUCUACGUUUUUGAAGAAUAAUACAAUAAAUUGUUUUGGAGUUUA
Molecule: messenger RNA, 1541 nt
Organism: Prunus mume (Japanese apricot)
Lineage: Eukaryota; Viridiplantae; Streptophyta; Magnoliopsida; Rosales; Rosaceae
Product: dehydration-responsive element-binding protein 3
Biological process (GO): regulation of DNA-templated transcription
Molecular function (GO): DNA-binding transcription factor activity; DNA binding
Source: RefSeq, a predicted model, not a curated record